Messenger RNA from Drosophila innubila, 1417 nucleotides. RefSeq names its product dihydroorotate dehydrogenase (quinone), mitochondrial (gene Dhod). Gene Ontology annotation, cellular component: cytoplasm; mitochondrial inner membrane. Gene Ontology annotation, biological process: pyrimidine ribonucleotide biosynthetic process; 'de novo' pyrimidine nucleobase biosynthetic process. The record is from RefSeq and is a predicted model, not a curated record. NCBI's taxonomy places the organism in Eukaryota, Metazoa, Arthropoda, Insecta, Diptera, Drosophilidae. The transcript is spliced from 2 exons. Gene Ontology annotation, molecular function: dihydroorotate dehydrogenase activity. Bases 114 to 1307 code for a protein of 397 amino acids.
UUACUGGGUGGCAACCUUCGGUUUAUUUAGUAUAUCAAUCAAAUCAAAUAUAUUAAAUUAAUAAGUAUUUUGAAUAUCAAAUAUAUAUAUAUAUAUAUAAACAUCAGGCAGUAAUGCAAAAGAUGCAAAAAUAUAGUAAGCUUCGCUCCCUGGGCGUCGUAACAGCGGGCGCGACGGCGCUGUGCUUUGGCAUCACAGUCUACCAGAAUCAGGAUCAUCUAAUCCGCACAUUUGUUAUGCCGGCUGUGCGUUUAUUGCCGGCGGAGACCAGCCACAAUUUGGCCGUGUGGGCGUGCAAAUAUCGCCUUUAUCCCGCCUCGGACUACAUGGAUGACAUGAAUUUGCAUAACUCGUUUUUUGGCCGGCUUAUUAGCAAUCCCAUUGGCAUAGCAGCUGGUUUUGAUAAAAACGGCGAAGCUAUUUGUGGUUUGAAGGAUUUGGGAUUCGGUUUCAUUGAAAUUGGCAGCGUGACGCCGUUGGCGCAGGAUGGAAAUCCUAAGCCGCGUGUUUUCCGACUGAUCAAUGAUCGGGCGAUUAUUAACCGCUAUGGCUUCAAUAGCGAUGGCCACGAAGUGGUGGCUGAGCGUCUACGCAAAUUGCGAGAACGGGAGGAUUUCAAUGCCGUCAUUGGUGUCAAUUUGGGACGCAAUCGGGACACUCAAACGCCAGUCAACGAUUACGUAGCGGGCGUCAGGACAUUUGGUCCCGUUGCCGACUAUCUGGUUGUGAAUGUGAGCAGUCCCAAUACCCAUGGACUCCGGGAUUUACAGAGCAAAGCCAAGUUGACGGAACUCCUGGUGGCUGUGAAUAAUGCACGUGCCGACCUCAAGAAUUAUGAAAAGGUACCCGUUCUGUUGAAGCUAUCGCCAGAUCUGGAUUUGGAUGACAUGAAGGAUAUCGUAGAGGUCCUUAACAAAAAGCAAUGCCGCGUCGAUGGCUUGAUUGUGUCCAACACGACCGUGGCACGCGAUAAUAUCACAGACAUUAAGUUUGUCAACGAGAUGGGAGGCUUAAGUGGCGAACCACUGCGGGCACGAUCCACCAUGCUGAUUGCCCAGAUGUACGCAUUGACCAAGGGUAACAUUCCCAUCAUUGGCGUCGGUGGUGUCUCCUCUGGCCAGGAUGCCUUCGAGAAAAUCGAAGCGGGCGCAUCCUUUGUACAAAUCUACACGGCACUUGCGUACGAGGGACCCGAUGUAGUCGAUCGUAUUAAGGAGCAGCUAUCCUCGAAGCUUAACGAGCGUGGCUUUUCCAAUGUCCGGGCCGCUGUUGGUUCAAACUACAAGCAAUAUUUACCCUCGAAAUGAUCACUGCACAAAUCUCAGGCAAUUAAAUUGUGUGUAUAUAUUUUAUGAAUUAAAUCGUACUAUGUAUUUUCAUUGGCUCGCUGUACAUUGAGCACGCGACCCUCUAAAAA